GUGAAGAAAAUGAAGAUGUGUUAGUAAAGAAAACAUGACAUUUCAGGGAGAACAAUUAUGAAAUGUGGUGGAAUGGUUGAGUGACUGGUUAGAAUGUUUCCUCGGCUGCCCAAGUUACCUCGCAGGGUGCUCUUAGCUGUGGCGUACGUCUAUUGUUUGUUAAUAAUGGUUAACCGGCUCAGUGACGUCAGACAGGAGACAGAGGACCAGUGGGAGGCUCUCCGCCAGGACUUCGUGGCCCGCGCCGCUCGGGUGCGGGCUGGGUGCUCCUCCAACCCCCCGCGCCCCAGCAAGCUCCAGCAGCACGCCCUCGACGCCGCCCACGUCAGCGCCCACCUCUCCACCCACUAUCACAACAUGCACCUCAAGGCAGCCCUUAAAGAUAUAAUUUACCUCCCAAAGCAUAACCUCUCCUGGUGCCUCGUUCCCAAGGUGGCGUCGACGUCUUGGUGCAAGGCGCUGCUCGACCUCCAGGGCAUCACUGGGGACGAGUACAGCUACCCUCCUCUACAGGUCGUCCUCAGGCAGGCCUUCAGGCCGGUGGAGCCGUCACGAGUGAACACUACCAUCAACGCCUCCCUCAAGUUCCUCUUCGUUCGGCACCCGUUCCAGCGCCUCGUUUCAGCUUACAGGAACAAGCUGGAGGACUCGAACCUACAGGAGGACGGCGCCUACUUCUACAAGAACUACGGCAGACGCAUCGUACAGAGGUUCAGGAAGAGCAAGCUGGACGUGCGAUCAGUACAAGCAAAUGAAGAGAUUAAAACCCUAGGACAAGGAGAAUUAUCCGGCAAAAAAGGACAAGGAAUUGACGGCGUAGGAGGAAAAGGAGAAAUCAAGAAGGAUUUCAUCAAAACGGAGGAGAAAAUAGAGGAGGAUUACGUGGAGUACAGGAAGGAGCCCACUUUUGAGGAGUACGUCGACUACCUCAUCGACACAGAUGUCGACAGCUACGACGAACACUGGAAACCUAUCUCGCGUCACUGUCACGUCUGCGAGUUCCCCUUCGACUACAUCAUCAGGUACGAGAACUUCAGCGACGAGAUCAAGUACUUGGUGAGGGUGCUGCAGGAGGGCGGGAGGCUGCCCGCCAAGUUCCACCUGCAGUGGGAGAACCGAGGAGGGACAGACGAGGACACGACAGCCAGGUACCUGAGCCAGGUCACUCAACACAAACUAUGGCUCCUCUACGAGAAAUACCACCAGGAUUUCUUAUAUUUUGGCUACACAAUUGACGAUUAUAUUCGGUCAUGAUGUGGCUUCCCACUCUCGUCGACAGGAAGCCCGAUUAGGUUUAAGCUCCAUCUAGGCCAACGGUUAACCUUUCGCAGGAUGCAAAUCACAACAGCCGCUUAACUCAACUGUACCAACUUACUGCUGGGUGAACAGAGACACAGAGCUGCGCCAAAAUAAUAAAAAUAAUGCUUGUUCAAAAGAAUGUGUACAAAGAACAUAAAAGUAAUGUCUAACUGUAAGAACAGGAAAUACACAUACUAAUGAAGCCACCAUUACAAAAUGUCUCGCCUCUGUAACCCGUCGUCCUAAUAGCACGUCGCAUUUUGACGUAUAGUCUACCUAAGGCCAAAAAUCGUCGUACUAGAAAAUGGAAGCGGCUGGCGAUUUUGACGGACUGUCCCGUUUUCUGUUGUGGGUCCUCUGGUAGUUUAGGAUAAGGCCAUUUUAGUACGACAGUUUCUUGACGUUCGGGAACCUUAGGAGGACGGCCGGGCUACGUCCCGAGCGGGAACUGAACACCAGACGUACUGGUUGGGUACCAAAAAUUAAUUGAUGUUAAUGAGAAAAGAAUAAAUAUUUAUGAGCACUUUAAA
This is a messenger RNA of Procambarus clarkii (red swamp crayfish), 1829 nucleotides long. Its product is annotated as carbohydrate sulfotransferase 11. The record is from RefSeq and is a predicted model, not a curated record. Gene Ontology annotation, molecular function: sulfotransferase activity. NCBI's taxonomy places the organism in Eukaryota, Metazoa, Arthropoda, Malacostraca, Decapoda, Cambaridae. Gene Ontology annotation, cellular component: membrane. Gene Ontology annotation, biological process: carbohydrate biosynthetic process.